Messenger RNA from Morchella sextelata, 2211 nucleotides. RefSeq lists its product as uncharacterized. Bases 1 to 2211 code for a protein of 736 amino acids. NCBI's taxonomy places the organism in Eukaryota, Fungi, Ascomycota, Pezizomycetes, Pezizales, Morchellaceae. Gene Ontology annotation, molecular function: protein binding. The record is from RefSeq and is a predicted model, not a curated record. The transcript has 4 exons.
AUGUUCAGAAAUGGCUUCAAUGCCACCCGCCGCUCUCUUCUUACGUUUCGGACAGCACACUCUGCAUCGAAGCACUCCCCUGGGAGGCCGGUGAAGAAGGGGCGAGGGACCAAGUCGGACACCUUUUUGGGCGCUAUCAAGAGGCUUGAGGCGCACGUUCAGCACAUUGAAAAGACCUACGCAGAUCGGGUUAAGCAGUAUGAUGCUCAGCAGGAGUUACCAGAUGUUAAGAUCACCGAUGAUGUUACGGACCGUGCCUACCAAGCCCUUAUGGCACCUCCCCAGGUUGCAGCGAACUUCCUUCCGGAGCCUGAAACGCCGUUAGAUUACCUUCCAGCACCCGUACUAGCGCGAAUUGAAGUCGCAACAAAGUUGAUGGUGAUGCAAGGGAGACAGGAGCUGAAUUGGGACACAAUGCUGGCAGAGAUUGAGUUAAAUGGGGGCCUGGAUAAUAUGAAUACCUCGGAAGUGAAUAAAAUGGUUUCGUUGGUUAAUAUGGACCAGAGGGCGGCACUGUCGUCAAAGUUACUGGCGAUGAUGGAGAGCUCUGAUGUGCAGCCUAAUACCUUGACCUUUGAUCUCAUGAUGUUGGCGCAUGCAGCGGUAGGGAACCCAACAGAGGUUAAGACACUAUUUGAAAAUAUGAAAGAGCGAGGCCUCACGCCAACCGUGUACUCAUAUGGCCAUCUUCUAAAAGCCCACUCCCAACAAUCCGAUGUUGAAGCAGCAACCAACGCAAUCCAAGAAAUGCAUGCUCUCGGAAUUAUACCCAACCUCGUUGUCUAUACCACCCUAAUCCAAACUUGCAUAAACCGAAACCAGCUCGAAGCAGCCUGGCAAAUCUUCAAUCUUAUAAAGCUCAAAUCAGCCUCCACCGCGCCGGAUGCAGAGACCUAUACCCUCAUGAUACACGCCUGCGCCAUCAACGGUGAAGUUGAGCGCGCGUUGGAUUUAUAUACUGAUAUGACGACCCGAAGAGGGCUAGAACCAACGCAUGAGACGUACCAUGCACUCAUACAUGCAUGUGCAUUGAGAAAGGACUAUUUCACUCAAGCUUGGCGGUUUGCGACAGAGAUGCAGGCUCGAGGGCUAAAGGUGAACCGGCUUUACCUGAACACAUUGCUACAGGCGUGCGGGCGGACAGGAGAACUCACGAGAGCAAGGCUUCUUGUCCGACAUAUGAUGAGAUCUGCACGUACCGGCGAAGAUCUGGUUCCGGACGAAAUCUCAUUCCAGAAUCUACUUCGUGCAUACGCAACAUACAAAGCACCGGGUGAGAGCAAAAGCCGUGGCGUGAAGGGUAUUCUUGUUGGGGGAAGAGUCACUGCCGAAAAGGACAGUGAGAAAAAGGAGGAGGAAGCUACAUUUAUUGUGACAGGGUCUGGAAGACUGGAGAAAAGGCAGGAAGGACAGUACGAAGAAAAGGUACCGUUCUUAGAAAAGAGCGUACUUUUAACCCAUAAGGAAGUCAUGUCAGAGGUUCGACAGGUGUUCAGUUGGAUUAGAGAGAACAGACCUGAGUUUAUCAGCUCUCAGCUCCUCAAUGCCUACCUUGAAGCUUGCCAAAACAUUGGCAGUCGCCCUGGCUUCAGGGAAGUAAAGAAAUGUUAUUCACGUUACUUUUCCAAUGAGCCCGGCAUGGCAGAAGAGGAAUCGUCGGCGCAUUCUGGAAAGGCUCCGGUAGAGAAUGAAGAAACCAUCAGCGACGAAACCGCUGAAGAAGAAGAAGAGGACGAAGCGCCACAACGCCCACCCCCACCUCCCCCACCUCCACGGAACGGUUACCAAUCCACAUACAAGUAUGGAAACCCACCACCACCCCCGCCACAACCUCCUCGAUACCCUCUCCCUCCCCGCAAUAUCUAUACCUUCUCCACAACUUUACAAGCGGCCUACAAAGACCGUGAUUUGGCAUUUGCUCGUCGAGUCAUGGCCGACCGAGAACGAUACAAACGAACAAUAUCCUACCAAAGCAUAUUCCCAGAGGAACAACGCAAGCACGAUUUCUACGUUGAGUGCAUAAUGAUUGAUAUCCUGGCCGCCUGUGAAUACCUAGGCGAAGCGGUCGAAAGACUCGAAGAGAACCUAGAGCGGUUUGAGUGGAAGGAGGAGCAUCUGAAGACGCUGUAUACACGGGCUGUGCAGCUGGAGGAUUGGGGCACUGUGCGGUUGUGUAAUAAGAUUUCUGGCAAGGAAAAUGAUCGAUUCUAG